Molecule: messenger RNA, 3205 nt
Organism: Sardina pilchardus (European sardine)
Lineage: Eukaryota; Metazoa; Chordata; Actinopteri; Clupeiformes; Clupeidae
Gene: uri1
Product: URI1 prefoldin like chaperone
Exons: 11
Coding region: 287-1879 (530 amino acids)
Biological process (GO): negative regulation of phosphatase activity; negative regulation of transcription by RNA polymerase II
Molecular function (GO): chromatin binding; phosphatase inhibitor activity; transcription corepressor activity
Source: RefSeq, a predicted model, not a curated record
GCAAACAGACGGAUAUGGCGCAGCGAUAGGGGCAUCGCUGAACAUCGAAGGGGAUUUAAUUCUGUGGAAGUUUCUGAAAAGGUGUCGGAAUACUAAAAUGCAUGUGUGAAAUGGUCUCACUAUCGGAAUCUUGGACGACUACGGCAUCAUUGAUGAAUAAAACGUGGCUGGGGUUAAGGAAUACCUUCCAUUGCAUUCAUAAACAUUUCUUUAGGACUCACAACCCUUGAGUUGUCUGUGAUACAGAUAAACAGCAACUAAUUCAUUUUGUUCAACGCACGAUAAUAUGGCUGGAAAAGUAACAAGGAGUAGCGAUUUAGCGCUAGAUGUUGGCAGACUUCAAGAGGAACAUAAAAAGGUGGUGACAGGAUAUGAGAGCCAGAUUGAACACUGGCAAAAAGUGGUUAAGGACUAUGAUUCUCUUCAGGAACGCCUCCAAACCCUCCCCGACCAGCUGUCGUACGACAUCACGGUACCGUUUGGGCCUUUGGCCUUCAUGCCAGGAAAGCUGGUUCACACUAAUGAGGUCACUGUUCUGUUGGGUGACAACUGGUUUGCCAAGUGCUCUGCCAAGCAAGCUCAGGACCUAGUGGAACACAGAAAGAAACAUGUGAAUCAUACGCUUGAUGACUUGCACAAAACGGUUAAGAACUUUGAAAACCGACAACGCUUCACUAAAGAUCUGGAGAAGCUUUCAGGGGGUAAAGGGGACUAUGUGGACAUCAGAGAGGAGGUGGUGAACGAGGAAACAUUGACCAAAGGGAAGCGACGUGUGGCCCACAAGCCGCACUCCAAGCCCAAGAUCGAGCAUGUGUUGACCCUGGAGGAGGAAGAGGAGGAGGAGGAGGAGGAGGUGGAGGUGGAGGACUUGGUGGGAGUAGGAGGAUAUGAAAGUGGAGACGGCAGAAAGGGCAUUCUGUCCGAAGAGGAGCUCCUGGCUCGGCUGGAUGCAUUAGAGGCUCAGGAAGAGCAACAAGACGAACGCGACCGGCUGUGUGACAGUACGGACACUAACGGGGAGGACACCUCGUCUUCCUCCGAGGAGGAGAAGGAGAGGGAGGGCUCAGGCGAGACCAACGGCAGCCCUACAGACGACCACACGACCACCUACACGAACGGCAGCCCUACGGAAGAUCGCACGACCACCUACACACACAACAGGCUGGUCAACGGAGGCCUGCACACACACCCCGAGGAAGAUGAGGAGGAGGAUGAGGACGAUGAGGGAGAGGAAGACCCCAACGCUCUCCCCACCAUCUACUUUUGUCACACCGUGGAACCCAAGAAGGUGCGGAUCAACACGGGGAAGAACACGAUGCUGAAGUUCAGCGAGCGGAAGGAGCAGAAGGAGCAGGCCAAGAAGAAGAAGAAGAACGGCAAAGCCAACAACCGCACGCGGCACGAGCAGCACAAGAUCACCUCACCUGCCGACAUUUACAGGUUGUUUGUGGACGUGGUGAACGGCGAGUUGAUCCCACGCAAGUCCAUCCUGAAGUCCCGUAGCCGCGAGAACAGCGUAUGCAGCGACACUAGCGAGAGCAGCGCGGCCGAUUUCGAGGAGCGGCGGUCAGCACUCGGCCGCACGCUCAGCCACGACGACACCACGCACAGCGACACCAGCGACUGCGUCACCGAGGAGGACAGCCCCCCCGGCAUCCCACUGCACCCUGGGAGCCGCUUCGAGGCCUUCUCGGGCACCGUGGUGGAGAAAGACCCGCUGCCCUCCUCCAUGCCCUCCUCCAUGCCCCACCUGAGCAUGGCCUCGCCCGCGUUGCCCACCAUCCUGGAGCGCAAGUCGGAGGAGCAGUGCUCAGACACCCCUCAGGAGCCCCCCAAGAGGGUGUCCAAAUUCAAAGCUGCCCGGCUGCAGCAGAAAUGAGAAGACACACACACACACACACACACACACACACACACACACACACACUCCAAAACAGUCACAUACACAUACACCACCUUUUUUCUUUCUGCAGCCUUCAGCUCCAUGCCCCUGUACUCUAGAGACCAGUCUCUUAUGUCAUCAUCCACCCCAUGAAGGCCCUUUUUCCACUUAGCCUUGCCGGCCCUCCCAGGCCGUGUGAGCGGCCUUGUUUGCCUUUCAGCAGCUCUUUCUAGAUGCUUCCACUCAUCCUGAUGAUCAGCUCAACCUAUGGCCUUGCUGUGAGAGAGAGAGCAAUAACGAGGCGAGACGAUGGCUUCCGUCAGACAGAACCCCCAUCAGAUCCCAACCCUCUGUGUGUGCUUCAUCACCCUCGUCUCCAUGGCUGUUCCUAUACUCAUCCUCACACUAGAACACUAGAACGCUAGAACGGCGUGAUGCAUUUCUGCUCAGUUGUCCCAUGUGCAGGCAGUUAGAGGAGGCUUCGCUGAAGUAGCUCUGUUUCUGGCUGUAGUGGGAUGUAGGGUUCUCAUGUGAAGCUCACUGAGGAGGCUGGGCUGAUCGACUGACUCCUCACCAGCGUCAGCAGUCUCAGAGGGCCUCUGUAUGUGUGAGUGGGCACUGCUAAGAGACUGCAAUGGCCCUCCUACUCCCCCACCCCUCAAUUCCUCUGCUCACAGCUUUUGUAGGCCUGUUUUGUAGAAGACCGUAGUUUUGUACACUCUCACACACACACACACACACUCAAAGCUGACAUUCUUCCACGGAUGUGGAGAUGUUCUGUAUCAUAUUGAUGUUUUAUUAGCUAGUAGGUAGAUCAUGCUCUUCUCGCAGCUUCUGUGCUGAUGUCUGACAUAUGCAAUGUGCUGCUGUCGCCUUGCUGCUACGCCUCCCUGCCUUCUCCGCCCCCCCUGUAUCUUACCCUACUGCCCCUCACAGCUGUAGUAGAGAUGCAGCUGGGUUUUGUAUAAGUACUUAUUUUGCGCCCCAAAGUCCUGAAGCAGUUUAUUAACAAUAGUAGCCAGAGGCCGAUUAUCACUUGGCCAAGCCACGGGAUUUGUUAUUAACACAAGGUUUGUUAUAGGAGAAUCACAAGGUUUGUUAUUGUUUUGUUUGUGGUUGUGGUUUUCUUUUGUAUCCUAUACUGCAUUUCUGCUGAUUGAUAAGACAGUGGCUUCAAUACCAAACAGCCUCUUUGCACCCUUCUCUGCUCUCUCCUAGUCUUUUUACUGUUUUGAAUGUAGUGGACACCAACUCUGUUAUGACUGAAAAAAAGUGUUGCUGUGAACUGGAGAAGGACAGAAAAUAAAUCGUUUUUGCUGAGAA